Messenger RNA from Mangifera indica (mango), 1724 nucleotides. RefSeq names its product transcription initiation factor TFIID subunit 15b. NCBI's taxonomy places the organism in Eukaryota, Viridiplantae, Streptophyta, Magnoliopsida, Sapindales, Anacardiaceae. The record is from RefSeq and is a predicted model, not a curated record. Gene Ontology annotation, molecular function: RNA binding.
UCGUCAAGUAACUCAUAACCUAUUCUCUCUCUCCUGUAUUUUGAAUCAGCGAGUUUCAAGUGAAACCCUAGAUCGUCAUGUCUGGCAUGUACAAUCAAGACGGUGGAGAUCCUUCCUAUGGAGGCGGUGGAGGUGGUGGUUACGGAGGUUAUGGAGGCGAUAGUGGCGGAGGAUAUGGUGGUGGUGGUCGUGGUGGUGGGGGAUAUGGUGGUGGACGGGGCGGUGGAAGAGGAGGUGGUGGCGGAGGAGGAGGAGGAUACGGUGGCCCUUCGCAAAAUCGAGGAGGGGAUCGCGGUGGAAGAGGAGGUGGUGGCAGAGGAGGCGGCGGCCGUGGCGGAGGCGGCAGAGACGGGGACUGGAAGUGCCCCAAUCCUAGCUGUGGUAAUUUGAACUUUGCAAGAAGGGUUGAGUGUAACAAAUGUGGUGCACCCUCACCUGCGGGUGCAGGUGAUCGCGGUGGAUAGCGGUGGGGUGGCUAUAACAGAGGAGGAAACAGUGGUGGCUAUGGUGGUAAUCGAGGUGGUAGAAGUGAUGGUGGGCGAAGUGGCAAUUAUGAAGGAGGUAGAGGUGGUAAUUAUGAAGGUCGAAAUGGGGCCAAUAGAGGUGGCUCAUAUGGUGCUAAUCAGGGAAGAGAAGAUAGCGGUUAUGGUCAGGUUCCUGUUCCUGCACCUGCUUCUGCAUCUUAUGGUGGCACUGCUGGAAAUUAUCCUCCGCCUAAUUCUUAUGGUGGGAAUACAAAUUAUUCAAUGGAGGCAGUCCCUCCCCCUACUAGCUACACUGGUGGGCCUGCAUCAUAUCCCCCGUCCUAUGGCGGUCCUGCAGGUGGUUACGGCGGUGAUGGUUUCAGUGAUGCAAGGGGUGGUGGACGUAAUGGUCCACCUGGUGGAUAUGAUGGUGGGUAUGGUGCUGGUGGUCCACGACAUCAGGGAGGUGGUUAUGGUGGUGGUGGUCCUGCUGAUGUGGCGGCUAAGGUCAAACAGUGUGAUGGCAACUGUGAUAGUUCUUGUGACAACUCAAGGAUAUACAUAUCAAAUCUGCCGCCAGAUGUGACUAUUGAAGAAUUGAGAGAACUUUUUGGAGGCAUUGGAACAGUGGGACGAAUCAAGCAGAAGCGAGGCUACAAAGAUCAAUGGCCAUGGAACAUAAAGAUAUAUACGGAUGAGAAAGGAAACAACAAAGGUGAUGCGGUUUUGUCCUAUGAAGAUCCCGCUGCUGCACAUGCUGCUGGUGGAUUUUAUCAAGAUCAUGAAUUGAGAGGUCAUAAAAUUAGCGUUGUGAUGGCAGAGAAGACUGCUCUAAGACAUGAGCAUGGGGGUGGUGGUAGAGGUGGCUAUGGCAAUGGUGGAGACAGGCGCAACAAUUACAGAGACGGUGGAGGUUCUGGGCCAGAUAGGCAUUACCACGGGGGAAACCGUUCUCGUCCAUACUGAGAGACUUUCAGCUCUGAGUGUUUUAUGUACUAAAAAUAGUGGUCUGAGGGAUUUUAAUAAUGUUCCAUUCGCGAGGUUGUUCUUUAACUGGGGACUAAGAGGUAGGUUGUUCACUUAACCUGGACAAUGCCCCUUCUCCUUUAUCUAUUAUCUGCCGCCAUUUGGAGGGGUUUAUAUUUUAGGCUUGGGGUUGAUUUAACUGUGUGAAUCUUUUUAUAGAGGCAAGUGGACAAUCAAAUUGCUUGCUGCUAAGGUAGGUUGAUAAUUUCAGGUGAGUGCUGCUCUUUCAAAUCA